GAGAGAAAGAGAGAAAGAGAGAGAGAGAGAUUAUCACCAUCAUCAUCAUCAUCAUCUUCGAAGGAGGAAGAAGGAGUCUUCAAACCAGCCACGCCUACAUCACUUUCGUGAACCAAUGAGAAAGACGAAAUUGUACCAAGCUGACUCGAAUUUUUAACUCUCCUCUAAAAUCUGGCUUCUCUGGGAAGGCAAAGCUAAGUAAAGCAAAACGUUAGAUUCCCUUAUGCAUUUUCUCAGUGAUCAUUCCGUCGUGCGUGAUUAACAUUUAACAUGUUCAUAUUCAUAUAACUUCUGUCAUUGUUAAAUUGUGUAUCAAACAGUGAUGGAAAAAAUAUAUCAUCUAUUGUCAACGUAGUAAAAUUAUAGUUUUAUUCAAGAACGAUGAACGGUGAAAAUACAAAUGUUUUGGAAAAAGUUAAUCGUCCGAAAAUUUUAAAAUUUGGUGUUGAACGAAUUUUAUCUAAUGAAUUCUCUUCGAAGAGAACAGUACGUCCAAGUCCAACAUCGAUGAUUCCAUCGCAAGAUGUAUUAAGACCAUUAGCAGUUCAAUUUUCUACGGUAGCAUGUCCUUGUCCCGGAAGCUGUACAAGUUGCGAUCUACGUACCUGUUCCAGUUUUCCCUUUAGACAAACUCCGAUGGAAACUCAAGCGAUGAUUAAUUAUCAAAGAAAUAAUACAGAUAAUUUUGGAAAUUUGUAUCGACCAGCUGCUGUCCGAGCAAUUUCAAGAGUGACAACGACGGCAUCUUCCAAUCUUGGUAAUACCAUGGAAACUAAUACGAGAAGAAAACGAUCAUGGUCCAGAGCUGUGUUUAGUUCUUUACAAAGGAAAGGUCUUGAAAGGAGAUUCUCUUUACAAAAAUAUAUCACAAAACCCGAUAGAAGACAAUUGGCUGCUACUUUAGGACUCACCGACGCUCAAGUAAAAGUUUGGUUUCAAAAUCGGCGAAUGAAAUGGCGACAUACCAAGCAAGGAGAAAAUAAUAAUUCAUCGAUCGCUGAUCCAGAUUCGACUCAAAAAGAGAUUCCUCAGAAAAUGUUAGAAGACUCGACGAAAAAUGUCGAAGGAAAAACUAUUGUUUCCGAAGAUGAAGAAGAUAUUGAGAUACAAGUGGACGUAUAAUAAUUGACAGACUUGAUGAUGCCAUCCCGAUGGAAUAAACAUAAUCUCUCCAGCUUCUUGUAUUACGUCGAAACAUUUUAAAUUUUGACUAUCGUACUCUUUAUAUUUAGAAUGAUCCUUAAGAUCCUCAGAAAGUACAUCGUAUACCAAUUGACCAUAUGAAUCACGAAAUUUAUUUUCUUCUUUUGGUGGAAAAAGUAACCAACGUUUUCUACCAACGAUAUUGGCAGACCAACUAUAUGAAAAAAAUACAUCAGCAUGCAAUGGGGUCCUGUAAGAUAAAGUAAACAAAACAAAAAAAAAACAUAUAAUCUUACAAAUGAUAUAUACAAAAUUAAGUAUAUUAUUUUAUUUACCAUGUUCCUUUUGGUCCCAUAUAAACAAACAUAUAAUCAUCCUCUAAUUCUGGCUUAGCAAUGUAAUAUUCGUUCAACCAAUCGGAUGCAAAAUAAUGGGGUACUUCAUAAUAAAUUAAAUCAGGAAAUAUUUUUGCACAGUGCCAAUCUUUCAGAUACAAAAGUGGCAUAUCGUUUGUAUAAUCAUUGUUUCUAUAUUUAAUCCAAUAAUCCAAAUAUUCUUGCAUAUUCAUAUCGUUUUUAAGUUGCGAAUUGUAAUAUCUUCUUUUACAAUCGGAUAUAGGUACCAAACAUUGACCUGUAAAAUAUUAAAAAAUAAUUUAGGAAAAAUUAAAUAAAAUAGAAAAAAUAUAUAUACAUAUAUAUUUAUAUAUAUAUAAUUUUAAUUCCAUUGUAACAUCCAGCGCUCACCGAAUAGUCUACCGAGUAAUUCAAAAUUUGGCGCGUCUUUUAAUACCCACUGUUGUCUACAUGGCCAACUUUCGGUGAUCGCGUUAUCGAUAAUACAUGGUUCGUUGUCAAUAAGAAACGUGUGAAAAAAUUCAUUAUAUGUCAAUUUAUGAUUCACUCGUCUCACCGAUUCAAUCGCUGGAAGAUGUUUAGCAUUGGACGGUAUAUCGUUCUUCGUUAUUUCGAUUACUUUUAACAUAAUGUACAUUUCACUCGUCCAUUUAAUAUUAUUAAUUAAAUAUUAUAAUACACACAAAACACGUAGGCACACACAAACACACACACGCGCGCGCGCGCGCGCGCGUUCAUACAUGUGAAGAAGAAUACACCUAAAGAAAAUAUAAUGAAAAAUGUAUAAAAUAUUCGUAGAAUAAA
Messenger RNA from Vespa velutina, 2303 nucleotides. RefSeq names its product H2.0-like homeobox protein. The transcript has 5 exons. Gene Ontology annotation, molecular function: sequence-specific DNA binding; DNA-binding transcription factor activity, RNA polymerase II-specific. NCBI's taxonomy places the organism in Eukaryota, Metazoa, Arthropoda, Insecta, Hymenoptera, Vespidae. The record is from RefSeq and is a predicted model, not a curated record. The coding region runs from base 382 to 1122 and encodes 246 amino acids. Gene Ontology annotation, biological process: regulation of DNA-templated transcription.